AUGGCCGAUAACGCCGCUGAGCACGAAAAACACGAAUCGGCCGCUGAAUCGAUUGUUGAUAAGAUCACGGAGAAGUUUCACGAUACCGAUUCGUCCUCAUCAGAUUCAGACGACGGAAAGGACAUUACGGCGAAGGCAUCUGCCGUCAAGGCCAAGAUCUACCGCCUAUUCGGCCGCGAAAAGCCUGUGCACAAGGUUCUAGGCGGUGGAAAACCUGCUGACAUUUUCCUAUGGAGGGACAAGAAAAUUUCUGCUGGCAUGCUUGGCGUUGCCACCACGAUUUGGGUGUUUUUUGAAUUGCUUGAAUACCAUCUACUCACUCUAGUAUGCCACAUCCUAAUUCUCGCUCUAUCAAUCCUUUUUCUGUGGUCCAAUGCAUCUACCUUUAUCAACAAGUCUCCACCUCAAAUCCCAGAAGUCAUCAUUCCUGAGGAUAUUGUUCUGGGUGUUGCUUCUGCCUUUGGGAUGGAGUUCAACAGGGCUCUUGCAAUCCUCCGAGAUAUUGCGUCUGGGAGAGAUCUGAAGAAGUUCCUUGCAGUAAUUGCUGGUCUGUGGGUCCUUUCAGUCCUGGGAAGCUGCUACAACUUCCUCACCUUGUUCUAUAUAGGUUUUCUUUUGUUGCACACAGUACCAGUACUUUACGAGAAAUAUGAGGACCAAGUUGAUGCGUUUGCUGAGAAAGCCGAAGCAGAGAUAAAGAAACAAUAUGCUGUGUUCAAUGAAAAGGUUUUGAGUAAAAUUCCAAGAGGCCCGCUGAAAGACAAGAAGCUGGCCUAG
Molecule: messenger RNA, 777 nt
Organism: Fraxinus pennsylvanica
Lineage: Eukaryota; Viridiplantae; Streptophyta; Magnoliopsida; Lamiales; Oleaceae
Source: the annotation of a GenBank genome assembly